AUGUCUAAACCAACAGAAGAGUCAGAGAUCUUCUAUAAAAAACUUCAGAACACUGUUAAUAAAAUAAACAAUGGGCAUAAAAUUGUCAUUCUCGGGGACCUUAACGCCCGCAUAGGAAAUGAGAAGAUGCGAGGUGUAAAGCAAAGAUUCAACGAGGCAGUAAUUAACAAAAACGGCGAACUCCUGAUUGACUUCUGCGCAAGAAAUGAAAUGAGAAUAAAUAAUACUUUUUUCUCACACCAGAACCAGCAUAAAUACACAUUUAAUAACACCAGAGGCCAACGAUCAACGAUUGAUUUCAUAAUUACGAAUAGAGUCAUCACACCAUCACAAGUUCUUGACGUCAGAGCAUUAACAUCAGCCAAUAUAGGAACAGAUCACAACCUAAUUUUAUUCAAGAUUCUGCUGGAACGCCCUCAAACUGCCAGAGUACAUAGAAAAAGUACGCGAACACUCUUUGAAAGUAGACCAACUAACAAAUUAGAAAGGUGUAACAUUGCACCCAAUUGGGAUAUCGAAGGUCACUGGCUGAAAAUCGAGAACUUCAUAGAACAGGCCGCCGAGGAAGCCAUAGGAAAACGGAAGAUAAACAUAAACGCAAAUAACCGCACUAAGCCAUGGUUCUGCCAGGAGGUGAAACAACUCGCAGACAUCAAAAGAAGCAGCUAUCUGAAGUACAAGAGUAGAAACAGAGUAAACUCAAAAAUAAAAGAAAUUAAACGAGAAUAUUGGAUUAAGUUUACUGCCGACAUGGAAUACGAUAUGUAUGGCGCACAGAGAAAUGUAUGGAAACUGCUCAAAAACAGGAAAAAGCCAGUGUAUGAGUAUGCACAAACCAAAGAAAUGUCUAUGGAAACCUGGGAGGCAUACUUCAGACAGCUUUACAAAUUUGAAGAAACAGUAAAUUUUGAAGCACACGAAACUGUAUCUAACGCUACGAUCGACGAAACGGAAAUAGUACUUAGAUUGAAGAAACUGAAAUACAAGAAAGCUGCGGGACCAGACAAUACACCUAACGAGCUUCUAAAAUAUGGCGGACAAGAACUUACGAGACAACUAUGCUUAUUGUUUAACAAUAUUCUGCGCACAGCACAAAUAUUGAAGAACAAGCUAGAAGAACACAUAGAAAAAAGCGAAGAACAACAAGGGUUUAGGAGGAACAGAUCAACAACAGACGCUAUAUUUAUUGUCAAACAAAUAAAGGAAAAGGCUAUAGAAUUCAACACACCGGCUUGCUAUCGAACACAAAAUCAUAGAACAAGUAUUACAAUUUAA
This is a messenger RNA of Dendroctonus ponderosae (mountain pine beetle), 1275 nucleotides long. RefSeq lists its product as uncharacterized. The record is from RefSeq and is a predicted model, not a curated record. NCBI's taxonomy places the organism in Eukaryota, Metazoa, Arthropoda, Insecta, Coleoptera, Curculionidae. Bases 1 to 1275 code for a protein of 424 amino acids. The transcript has a single exon. Gene Ontology annotation, molecular function: catalytic activity.